UACAAUAAACAUAUUCCUACCAAUUCAACAAAAAAAAAUGGACGAUAUAAAGCAGGAGGAUAUAGAACAUACCUCUAACGGUGAUCAUAUUUAUGCUGAGAAGCAAACCUGUGUCUUGGAAGAAAAUGAUACACAAUGUGGCCAUGUCUUCUACAAUGAAGUCACACGUUUGCUAAAAUUCUAUUGUACAUAUUGUUGUGAAACUUAUGAUAACAUCGAAUAUUUUUGUCAACACUUAAGUGAACAUAUAAAAGAGUCCAACGAAGAAAUGUAUGAUGAAUUAGAACCACAUAAAUAUAAACAGGAGGAGGAGGAGGGGGAAGUUGAGUAUCUGGGAGACCUAGAGGAUUUAAUGUCCAAUAAAGAAACUGCAGAUGAAUUGGAAACACAAACAGACGACGAGGACACUCGCGAUGCUUUUGAAUAUGAAGAUGAACUAGAGCAAGAAUCUAUAAAUACUGAAAUUUCUGGCCAUGAAUUCAGUUGUAGUUUGCCUGUGGAGGAUGAUUUAAAUAAUACAGAAAUGCUUAUAGAGGAAAUAGAAGAUGCCGAGGAAAUACUUGCUGAAGUGGAACAAGAAAUGCGUGACACCAUGACAGAGGAUAAUAAUUAUUUACAUUUGCCGGACAACCUAGCUGCAACGGAUAUGAUUGCUUAUGAGAAGAAACCAGUGGUAGAAACUGCGACGGCAACAUCGGACAAUGUAAAGAGCGGUAACAGUUUUGAGGAAUGUUUUAUUAAAGAGACUAACAUAGAUAGGAUCCGUUCGGAAGGUGUGUGUGUGUUGAAAGAGAAAAAUCUUAAAGCACACAAGCCAAUGCAAAGAAGAAGGUCCAAUAUACAAGAUUUAUUACGCCUGAAACGUCGUCGUAAAAAGGUCACCACCGUUAAAGUAAUAGCAGUAAAAAAUCGAAUAGCUGAACUUUACGAACGCAUACAAAAUGAACAACAAAAAUCACAACAAAUCUUCACCGGGGAAUUGCUAAAUGUACAACAAGAACAGGAAACUCAAGAUGCUAUAGAAAGUUUAAUAAAUAAUGAUGAAAUGGAUGCUGAUAAUCAAAUGCAAACUAUGAAUACAACAAAUCAUUCAACAACAAUAGAUGAAACAAAGCCUGUUACUGGAGAGGUUACACGUCAAAUAAUAGGUGAAACUCUUAUAACUUUAAUACCAGAAGGAACUAAAAUACCUAACAAACUGCCUUCGCCGGUCAAUAAACCCGUUAAUAAUGAACUACUUAAAAAUGAAAGAUUAACGGCUGUGAAUACAUCUAGCUACCGGCAAUAUAACUCCGAGGAUACAAAAAAUAAGUUGGCUGUUUGUCCAGCAUGUGGUAAAACCUUUCGCAGUCAUUUUAGCUUAACUAUACAUAAACGCAUACAUUAUCUCGAAUCGGAUAGUAGUGUAAAAUUGGCUCACAAAUGUUCGGACUGUGAUGAACUUUUUAAUAAACUUAGUCAACUCAAAAACCAUGUUGAGAGUGUACAUUAUCCAGAAGGUUUCAUAUGUAAAAUAUGCAAUCGCCAACUGAGUAGUCUUUCUCUACUAGAAAGGCAUAUGGUUAAGGUUCACUUGGAUCGCCCCUUUAACUGUAAACAUUGUAAUAAAAACUUUUCCGAUCCUCUUACCUUCGAAGAACAUCUGGCGUCUCACAAUUCGGGUGAAGUUUUUAAGUGUACCACAUGUGGACGCAAGUAUGCCACAGAGAACUUCCUAAUGGAGCAUAUGCGGAAUCACAAGGAACAAGUGCCUCAAACUUGUGUUGUGUGUGGCAAGGUAACAUUGCGCAUAACUCAGCACAUGAAAAUACAUACACCACGCCCCAAACGUUUACUCAGCUGUUCGGUGUGUGGCAAAGUAUUUAAUUUCAGUUCAGGCCUUAGUCAUCAUUUUAAAAUCAUGCAUAAACUGCCUAGACCACCACCAAAACCUAAAAAGGAAACGUCUGCAAACACAGUUAAACGUAAACGACGAUCUCGCACUAAUGAACGCACUGGAAACCGUAAAAAACAAUUGUCUCUGCCCAGCUCAACAGAUUCUACAUUUAUCAUAGAGCAUGACAAAUAUUCGGAUCAAAUAAUUGAAGAACAAAUUGAAGUUCCUCAUGAAGUGUAUGACACAACAACACCAUCAUCCAUAUUAAACUUGGAAAGUAAAGAGACCCAUUUAGAACCAUCAAAUAUACAGAAUCCUAGUCAAACAUACUUAUCCAAUACUCAGACGCAUAAUCAAAUGGUGGCGCAAGAUUUGCAACAAAAUGAGGCCAUUAAUCAUAAAGAGGAGGAAGCUAAACGUGUUAUUGUGGAAUUAAUACAAAAUUCUACUUAUACUUCGUUUUUUCCCGAUAAUUUGUCUAGUGUAUUGGAGGUAACGCCACCCAUAGCUAGAGAAGAAACUAUUUCGGCUGUAAAUAGUAUUGUACACGACUGUUAAUGUAGUUAAAUUUAAAUAUAAUGUUAUUGUUAAUCAUUUUUUGUAAUGCAAAAAGAAAAUUAUAAAGCUUGAGAAAAAUAUUUUCUAACAGAGAUAUA
Molecule: messenger RNA, 2532 nt
Organism: Calliphora vicina (urban bluebottle blowfly)
Lineage: Eukaryota; Metazoa; Arthropoda; Insecta; Diptera; Calliphoridae
Product: zinc finger protein 131-like
Exons: 2
Coding region: 38-2434 (798 amino acids)
Source: RefSeq, a predicted model, not a curated record